AUGGACAUCCUUUCUGUUUUCGAAUACGAACAAAAUGUAAGAUAUCUUUGUGUUGCAAAUCAACGUACACUCACGAUGAAACAAAAUCGUUUUCGAUCAUUUGUGAACUUUUGUAGUUCAGUGAAAUCAUUUAAUCCUUUACACUUUUUUCGAUAUGCGGAUAAUACAUUUGCUUUUCAUAAAAAAAAGAAUAUGCCACAGCGAGUGAUGAAUUCACUUGAAAUAAAGGAUCCGCCAACGACAUUAAAUCAUGGUCAAACAACAUUUAAUCGUUACGCAACAAAGAAAACUUUGGCGAAUAGUAGUUUCGAAUUAGCUUUACUUGUUACGAAUGCUGUUCAAUUGAAAACACUUUUGGGAAAUAAAUCAAAUCAAGAUGCACUUUGGAUUGUUGGCCUUUCACUUGUUUGUGCAUCGUUAUUCAUUCAAGUGAUUAAUGCCUGUAUUUUGGUCUUGUUGGGUACUGAUGAUAUAUCGAAAGAACAACGACAACAUCGUUUAAUAUCAUUAAAUAAUUUUUCACUUAUUCUCUCGGUUCUUUUAGCAAUUGUGAAUGUUGUUUUAAAUGUUAUUGUUGCUGUUGAUCCAAAAAUUCUUUCAGCAGCGAUCAAUGGAACGAAACAUGAUUAG
Messenger RNA from Adineta ricciae, 630 nucleotides. The record is from the annotation of a GenBank genome assembly. Lineage: Eukaryota; Metazoa; Rotifera; Eurotatoria; Adinetida; Adinetidae.